Gorilla gorilla gorilla (western lowland gorilla) is the source of this 1642-nucleotide messenger RNA. RefSeq names its product hematopoietic cell signal transducer (gene HCST). The record is from RefSeq and is a predicted model, not a curated record. Bases 1250 to 1531 code for a protein of 93 amino acids. The transcript has 5 exons. Gene Ontology annotation, molecular function: phosphatidylinositol 3-kinase binding; signaling receptor binding. Gene Ontology annotation, biological process: regulation of immune response; positive regulation of phosphatidylinositol 3-kinase/protein kinase B signal transduction. NCBI's taxonomy places the organism in Eukaryota, Metazoa, Chordata, Mammalia, Primates, Hominidae. Gene Ontology annotation, cellular component: membrane.
GGUCCGGUACCCGCGAGUUUUUAAACUAGGGGUUAUGGCACCGCCCAGUCCUGGGCAGGGCCCGCCCACAGGCCUGGGAGUCCCCGGGUCGCGCUCCGGCGAACGCAGUCCCUGAAUGGGCGCGGCGGACUUGGGAGGCGGACUACUCAGUCCCCCCGGGAAGGAGGGAGCUGGGGGUCCAGAUCUUUACUCUGAAGGAGCCUAGGGCACCGGGCUCCAAGAGGAGGGAGACACCGGGGGGCCUGGAUUUCUUUUCUUUUCUUUUUCUUUUUUUUUCUUUUCUUUUCUUUUCUUUUUUUUUUUUUUUUUGUUGUUGUUUUUGAGAAGGAGUCUCUGUCGCCCAGGCUGGAGUGCAAUGGUGCGAUCUCUGCAAACUCCGCCUCCUGAAUUCAAGCGAUUCUCCUGCCUCAGCCUCCCGAGUACACUACAGGCGCUGGACACCAUGCCUGGCUAAUUUUUGUAUUUUUAGGAGAGAUGGGGUUUCACCGUGUUGGCCAGGCUGGUCUCGAACUCCUGGCCUCAGGUGACCCGCCUGCCUUGGCCUCCCAAAGUCCUGGGAUUACAGGCUUCAGCCAUGGUGCCUGGCUGGGGGCUGGAUUUCUGGGUCUGUGUCUAAGGGGGUGCUGGAGGCUUUGUCUCCUGGGUCCUGCCCAUGGGGGUAGGGGUAGGAGUGGGGAUGGAGAUGGGGUGGGGGCAGGGAGAGUAUUACUGGGUCCAGAGGGAGGCAGGACUGGGGGUCUAGACUCCCAGAGGAAGGGUCUGUGGGUAAGGGUAUAGGGUGUGGCUCAAUUUCUCCCUCUCCCCUACCUCACCCUUUUUAGAGGUCUGCUUUCAUUUACUCAUUCAUCAUUUAAAAUAAUUUAUUGCAGCAGAGGAGGCAUUUUGCUGUGUAUUGUGAACUAAGCAGACAGGAAUUCCCAGCCCUGGAGCUGGCAUUCCAGUGGGAGGCCACUCUCAGUUUCACUUGGUGACCUUUCACAGCACUGACCAUGUUGGCCCUAUUUCUCCCCUGCUUGCUUGCUUUUCUAUUUUAUUUUAUUUUAUUUUAUUAUUACAUUUUUAUUGUUAGAGAGAGGGUCUCAUUCUGUCACCCAGGCUGGAGUGCAGUGGCAAAGUGGUGAGAUCUCGGCUCACUGCAACCUCCACUUGCCUCAGUCUCCCAAGUAGCUGGGAUUACAGGAGCCUGACACCAUGCCCGGUUCCUCUGGACUUCUCUGGACCACAGUCCUCUGCCAGACCCCAGUCCACCAUGAUCCAUCUGGGUCACAUCCUCUUCCUGCUUUUGCUCCCAGUGGCUGCAGCUCAGACGACCCCAGGAGAGAGAUCAUCACUCCCUGCCUUUUACCCUGGCACUUCAGGCUCCUGUUCCGGAUGUGGGUCCCUCUCUCUGCCGCUCCUGGCAGGCCUCGUGGCUGCUGAUGCGGUGGCAUCGCUGCUCAUCGUGGGGGCGGUGUUCCUGUGCGCACGCCCACGCCGCAGCCCCGCCCAAGAAGAUGGCAAAGUCUACAUCAACAUGCCAGGCAGGGGCUGACCCUCCUGCAGCUUGGACCUUUGACUUCUGACCCUCUCAUCCUGGAUGGUGUGUGGUGGCACAGGAACCCCCGCCCCAACUUUUGGAUUGUAAUAAAACAAUUGAAACACC